AUGUCCAACUACAGAAUGAAAAGUCUCUUGAAGGGUCUUAGGUACAUUUCUCAUAUAUUUGAAAACGAGAAAGAGCCAGAGAUGCAAAUUGGAACUCCAACAGAUGUAAAGCAUGUUGCACACAUUGGUUGGUAUGGAGGAUCUGUCAAUCAAAACUCACCUAGCUGGAUGAAUGAUUUUAAAGCAUCGGGUGGUGGAUAUGCAUCUACGCCUCUAGGAAAUUAUAUCGUAGAGGAUGCCUCGGAAGAUUCAACUCGAUCACGUGACAUACCAAGACAUCCAAGAUCGUCGAGAGACCGUUCGAACAAUGUGGAUUCACCAAUAAAAGGACGAUCACGACGUGGAACCUUAAACUCUAGUGGGAAUCUAAAAACUUCACGGAGAUCAAAAGAAACUUGUGAUUAUCCUCAAGACGGUUCUAGAAAAUCUCGUAGAAGAAAAACUAGAGAUUGUGCGAAUGAUGGAUCGUCACGAUCGUCGCGUAGAACAUGCGGAUCACAGACAGAAUCUAUACUGUAUGUUACAGAAUCAAUCUCUAGUAAUGUUUAAGACGCAAGAUAUAAGUGUGGUCUUAUAAAACUAUCAUGUAUCUUCUUUUUUUUUUAUCAA
This is a messenger RNA of Brassica rapa (field mustard), 609 nucleotides long. Its product is annotated as CRIB domain-containing protein RIC8-like. NCBI's taxonomy places the organism in Eukaryota, Viridiplantae, Streptophyta, Magnoliopsida, Brassicales, Brassicaceae. The record is from RefSeq and is a predicted model, not a curated record.